AUGCAGGCUUGUGCUCCAUCCCAUGUUCCAGCCUUUACUGACCUAUCGAAAAAGGAUUACGAUUGUUUCUACGCGCAGGUCUUUGAGAACAAGAAACCAGAGCUCAAGAAUUUCCCUGUGGGCGUUAAACAGAAGAAUUGCCUGGCAACAUGCAACUACAACGCUCGUGCCCGUGGUCUCACAAAGCUCAUGUCCGUUUCCGAGGCCAAACGCAAGUGUCCAGAGCUCGUCCUUGUAGACGGUGAAGAUCUCACACCCUUUCGUGACAUGAGUAAGACAUUAUUCAACUUUUUCAAAUCCUUCUCUUGGAAUAACAAGGCCGAGCGUUUAGGAUUUGAUGAGGUUUUCAUGGAAAACUCUUUCUUUUUCCUUUCUAAAAAUGACCCUGAACGGGGUUUCCAGUGCGAUCUAACGAGCGUCGCGGGCUGUGUCGAGGGCACAGCCUCUCCAACCCCUGACACAAAAGAACCGGCCUAUUUACGCCUCGUAUUAGGAUCUCAUCUUGCCCAGUUCCUACGACUUCAAGUGGAAGAAAAGCACGGCUUUACUUCCACCUGCGGCAUCUCAAUUAACAAGAUGCUUAGCAAGCUUGUGGGUAGCAAGAAUAAGCCUCGCAAUCAAACAACGCUACUAGCGACUACCGAGGACGAGGUGAUUGCCUUCGUAGACACCCACAAGCUUCGAAAGAUACCUGGGCUGGGAUUCAAGACUGUUCAGGCACUAGGAACCCAUGCCGGCGCUGACAUGAGUAAAGGCAUCUCUGAAAUUCCUGAGUUGAGUGAUAACCCCAUUACCGUCGCCGAUGUUCGCCUCCACCCCAGUAUCUCGCCCUCAGCUGUAGAGACUCUAUUAAUGGGACCUGGAGCAGAGAAGGGGGUAGGUACACGGAUCUGGGGCCUUCUCCACGGAGUUGACGGAACUGAGGUAAAGGAAGUCAGUGACGUGCCUAGUCAGAUUAGCAUCGAGGAUACUUACAAGGGCUUGGAUGCCAUGACACAAAUUACAGAAGAACUCCACAAGCUGUCUUGUUCUCUCAUUCGCAGAAUGAGAAUAGACCUUCUUGUGACUGAGCCUGGAACAGACACUCAGGGAGCACAAAGAUGGAUUGCUCGACCCAAGACUUUGCGCUUGUCACUCAGGUCUUGGGCAUAUUUGCACUCAGCGCAAGGCCAGGCAUAUGGCCGAGUCUCUCGCUCGGGACCCUUGCCAAACUAUGUGUUUGACUUCAAGAAUGACAUAGAACAUAUCGCAGAAAAGCUCGUCUCUGAUGCCCUGCUACCGUUGUUACGACGCUUAUCGCCGGAAAGGGGGCAGCGGUGGAAUUUGCAGAUGCUCAAUAUCUGUGUGGCAAAUAUGGUAUUUGGUGCAGCGGAUGACAAAAAGGGAGUGGGCAGGGAUAUUUCUGUCAUGUUUAAACGUCAGGAUGAAGUGCUGAAGCCUUUUCAGAUAAAAGAAGAACAAGACGUUGGAAAGGGCGAAGAGCAUGAACACCUUGUGUCAGAAGGCGAGGAUGAGGAUGGCGAAGACAGCGAGGAUGAUUGUGAAGCUUCUGGUAACAUUCUGAAGCGCGAAACAGACGAAUUCUAUCCAUCACCACCUACUUGGCGAAUUACCUGCACGGCCCAUAUCGUGCUCACCGAUGGCUCGACCGAGAUAGGGUCACACAACACUCUGAUUUGUACAUGGAUUAGCCACGAUGCACCGGGCAGCAAAGCCGAAGUAACUUGCGUCACGAUCAAGAGCUUCAUUGUCCAGGUUGGGUUAGGAUGA
Messenger RNA from Fusarium graminearum PH-1, 1770 nucleotides. RefSeq lists its product as uncharacterized. Bases 1 to 1770 code for a protein of 589 amino acids. The record is from RefSeq and is a predicted model, not a curated record. Gene Ontology annotation, molecular function: damaged DNA binding; DNA-directed DNA polymerase activity. Lineage: Eukaryota; Fungi; Ascomycota; Sordariomycetes; Hypocreales; Nectriaceae. Gene Ontology annotation, biological process: translesion synthesis. The transcript is spliced from 4 exons.